Molecule: messenger RNA, 313 nt
Organism: Suricata suricatta (meerkat)
Lineage: Eukaryota; Metazoa; Chordata; Mammalia; Carnivora; Herpestidae
Gene: S100Z
Product: S100 calcium binding protein Z
Exons: 2
Coding region: 1-300 (99 amino acids)
Cellular component (GO): cytoplasm
Molecular function (GO): calcium ion binding
Source: RefSeq, a predicted model, not a curated record
AUGCCCACUCAGCUGGAGAUUGCCAUGAACAUCAUGAUUAGAGUCUUCCACCAGUACUCUGGCAAGGAAGGGGACAGGUUCAAGCUCAACAAGGGGGAGCUGAAAAUGCUCCUGCAGCAAGAGCUCACGGAGUUCCUCUCGUGCCAAAAGGAUCCCCAGUUGGUUGAUAAGAUAAUGCAGGACCUGGAUGCCAAUAAGGACAACGAAGUGGAUUUUAAUGAAUUCGUGGUCAUGGUGGCAGCUCUGACAGUUGCCUGCAAUGAUUACUUUGAAGAACAAUUGAAGAAGAAAGGAGAGUAAAGAUAAGUAGUAA